CGUUGCUCGAAACGUGGCAACACUGCCCCCGCAACCAUCUUCCCUCAACGGUUGUUUGUUGAUCUUUUUUUUUUCGCAGAUCGACGAUCGUUGAAGCUAGAAGUACCAGCUGAAAUUUGGUUUGAAUCGAAAUUUAUUUUGUAAGCGUAGUAUUUAUCAUGAAGUUGAGUUAAUUGUGCGGUGGAAAUGGCGUUGGAGGUUUUAGACAGCUUGAAGUGCCAUGAGAAAUGUGUUUUUUGUCGACAUAACGAUGUCGACGAAUUGCACUAUGGCAAGAUGUAUCGUUAUGAGGAGAUUAUCACUCAUUAUUUUUGUAUGCUUUUUUCAUCGAAUAUGGAACAAAAUGGAGAAGACGACCAAGGUAUUUUGGGAUUCUUACCGAAGGAUAUCAAGAAAGAAGUAGGCAGAGGGAGUAAAUUAACCUGCAGUUACUGCCAACAUUCAGGGGCCACUAUUGGCUGCAAUGUUAAACAAUGCAAGAAAAAAUUUCAUUAUCCUUGCGGAAUUCAACACGGAUCGCUGCAUUUAUUUUAUGGCCAAUUCAAAUCGUAUUGUUAUGCUCAUCGACCAUCGCAACGUAUACCACAAGAUGCGAUCAAGUUGACGGAGAAAUCCAUAUGCGUGAUGUGCCAGGAUGAAGUGACAGCUAAACCGUUGCCUAGCACUGUUUGGGCCGCUUGCUGCAGAACAACUUGGCUGCAUAGAAAUUGUGUUCAAAGAAUGGCUAUCAAUGCCGGUUACUUUUUCAAGUGUCCCAAUUGUAAUAAUAAAGACAUUUUUCGAAAAGAGAUGCUAGAGAACGGUAUCUACAUUCCAGACCAGGACGCUGCUUGGGAACUCGAGCCCAACGCCUAUCACGAAUUGACUGAAAGAUACAGCAGAUGCGAUGCAGUUCAAUGUAUGUGUCCUAACGGUAGAAAUUUUUCCGAAGCUGGGAACGAUUACGAGAUAAUACUUUGUAGUUUUUGCGGCUCUCAAGGCAUACAUAACAAAUGUGGCGAAGAUUACUUCGAUGAGAAAGGACAAUGGACAUGUACAUCUUGCGUAUCGAUUGUCAAGAGCAGAACAUCUGGCGUUGAUUCAAGUACCAGUACGAGUGUCAAUGUGGAAGAUCCGGGACCUUCGAGCACAUCUGAGAAGACACGAAGCGUUCGUCAAUCUCAAAAUUUAAGAAAAGACCGCUGCUCUUCGAGUCAGUCGCAAGUAUCGAACUCGAGAAAGCGAACGUUAUCGUUCGAUUCGGAAGAUGAAAGUUCGUGUAAAGUUCCUGCAAUUGAAUUGCCCAGAAAUGAUGAUGAAAACGAACCUCUGCAUUUGUUGAAUAGUUCCGGCGAACACAUCGAAGUCGUUCGUUUGCAGAAUAUUAAUGCUGCGAGUGUCGAAAUAGGCGGCGUAAAAGUUAAUAAUCCAGUCAACUCGGACGAUAUAAUUGUUUCAAUUGACAGCGACGAUGACGACGACGCCACCGCACCUCAACCUGUCAUGCGACCGACGAAAAAAGUUACCCCUAAUACCGCUCCCAGUAUUUAUAUCGAUUUAUUAGACGAUAGCGACGAAGAAGAAGAAACAUCGCUAACUGCCACGAAUCCUGCUCCUGCUACAGCAUCGGCACAGCCACAACCAGCAUCUUCGGUUACCAAUGGUCGAGUUGAUGAUGAUGAUGACGACGACGACGACGACGAUGUAAUUUUCGUCGGCUGUGAUCCUCCUGAGGCUAGACCUCCCAAAGUUGAUAAUUCUACCGCAUUAAUCCGGAUAGUCGAUCACGAUCGCACAUAUAUCGUUUCUCCGAUGGAUAUAAGGAGGAACGAUAAUAUAGACUUAUUCGCCAAUAACAACGCCGGAAAUGUUACCAUUAAUUCGCUGAAUCCGGUCCGGUCUAGUUUUAGAGUUUUACCAAACGAUAGAAGUUUCGUUUGGCAAAGUGUACCACUUCAUAAAUCCAAUGCUAAUCAUUACCCUCAGCAUCCGCUGCCACAGAUUAUAUCAGCGAUCAGUUUAGGAAACUCGAUUGUUUCUAAUAAUAAUGCCGGUUCUAAUAAUUAUAUUUCGAAAGAAAAUGAAUCAAAUUCAUGGAUGACGACAGACGCUUCGGAAAUCAUCAACUUGGAUUGAUGUAAAUUCAACCAAUCGUAACGCCGAAAUAUGUACUUGGACUGGUUUGGAAAAAUUUGUAAUUUAUGUUUUAUUCUCUGUUUUUUAUGUGUAAAAUGGCGAAGUUGGUUUUUAUAGUGAUCAUCUCGGAUAUAUAGCUUUAAAACAAAAACAAAAAAAAAUGAUCGUUUUAGAAAAUAUUUUAUCGAAUACUAAGUAGUCGUUUCGUUUUCGGAAAAGUCUCGAGUGGGAGGCUGAUUUGGUGAUUGUUUUUAAAAUCGAUGUUUCUUCGACUGAGCCAAACAAAAAAAUCGAUAUAGUCAUAUGUAUUUAAAGGUGACGUCGCUUCGUUGCCAAAUUUUUCAUAUUUUCGUUAUGCUGGGUGGGUAUGUGUAGUGAAAAAGUGACGUAUUUUUAAUUCCGACUCUUUAUUAUCGACUGUUUCAACUUCACGUUUCAGUUUUGAAGUUAAAAUUUAUUAUUAUUAUUCUUUUUUUUAUUUGAAUUUUUGAGAUUUCAUUUCAAAAGCGUUAAAUUAGCUACGUUGGUUUGAUAUCGGAUCUCUACUAGAUUUUGUGUUAUUUAUGUUGAAUGAGUAUGAGUAAUAUUAUUUAUUUCACACGUUUUUCAAACGUCUUGAUGUUGUAAUUAAAAAUUUUCAACCGUUAUUAAAA
Messenger RNA from Planococcus citri (citrus mealybug), 2768 nucleotides. RefSeq names its product pineapple eye protein-like. The record is from RefSeq and is a predicted model, not a curated record. NCBI's taxonomy places the organism in Eukaryota, Metazoa, Arthropoda, Insecta, Hemiptera, Pseudococcidae. The transcript has 14 exons. Bases 187 to 2115 code for a protein of 642 amino acids. Gene Ontology annotation, cellular component: nucleus.